This is a messenger RNA of Arachis stenosperma, 723 nucleotides long. RefSeq names its product serine acetyltransferase 3, mitochondrial-like. Bases 1 to 723 code for a protein of 240 amino acids. The transcript is spliced from 3 exons. Gene Ontology annotation, molecular function: L-serine O-acetyltransferase activity. Gene Ontology annotation, cellular component: cytosol; cytoplasm. Lineage: Eukaryota; Viridiplantae; Streptophyta; Magnoliopsida; Fabales; Fabaceae. The record is from RefSeq and is a predicted model, not a curated record.
AUGGAUGGAGAUGAAGUUAUUGAUUUGAAGGUUAGGGUGAUUAUUUGUUCUGGAACUGAGUCUGCUGUUUCACUGCCUGAUGGGAAAGCAGAAUUGUUAAUGUUCAUUGCUGUGGCUAUUUUUAAUUUCAUAUAUGUUUUAUUAAGCAGUGCAAGCCUUCCAAGUAACACACUCUUUGAUCUUUUUGUUGGGAUCUUGAAAUCUGACCAAGAAAUCAUGGAUUCUGUGAAGGAUGAUCUCAAAGCAGUUAAGGAAAGAGACCCUGCUUGCAUAAGCCAUGUGCAUUGCUUCUUGAACUUCAAAGGCUUCUUAGCAUGCCAAUCUCAUAGAGUUGCUCAUAAGCUACGGCUUCAAGGAAGAAAAGUCUUGGCAGUUAUGAUCCAGAACCGAGUUUCCGAGAUUUUCGCGGUUGGUAUUUAUCCCGGUGCUAAGAUUGGAAGCAGAAUUCUGCUUGAUCAUGUAACUGGAUUAGUGGUUGGUAAAACUGCAGUGAUUGGUAACAAUGUGUCAAUUUUGCAUAGUAUGACUUUGGGUGGAACUGGUAAAGCUUCUGGUGAUAGGCAUCCAAAGAUUGGUGAUGGGGUUUUGAUUGGUGCAGGGACUUGUAUUUUGGGAAACAUUAAGGUUGGUGAAUGUGCUAAGAUUAGUGCUGGUUCUGUGGUGAUUAAGGAUGUUCCUCUUAGGACUACUGUUGUUAGUGAUUUUGUUAUGCUGCUGUUUUGA